CGAGUAUUCCAAAAGGAAAGUGCUGUUUCAUUUCCAUCUUCAACAAAUUCCAGUUCAACAUUCUUCUUCAUUCACCAUACAUUGCUUCUAUUAAUUAAUUAUUGGUUAUAUCAACUUAGCAUAAAUUUAUAAGAAUAUAUAAAUAAAAAUUGCCAUAAAAUGGCGGCAAGAACGGUGAAGAGACGACACGUGUCCAGUAGGUUAAGCUGCAAACUGUUCAUCGUCUUCACCGUUUCAAUCUUCUGCAUCGUCGUUUUAGUCACCGCAGGUCUCUUCAGUCUUAACUCCAAUUCUACCAAACCCUCAGUUCGAAUUUCUCGCGCUUUUUUUGACGGUCCUCCCAAAAUCGCUUUCUUGUUCCUCGUUCGCCGUAAUGUUCCUCUUGAUUUUCUCUGGGGUGCUUUCUUUCAGAAUGGUGACGUUUCGAAUUUCUCGAUUUAUGUUCAUUCAAUGCCAGGGUUUGUGUUGGAUGAGUCUACUAGCAGGUCUCACUUUUUCUAUGGUCGUCAACUCAGCAAUAGUAUUCAGGUUUUAUGGGGAGAAUCAAGUAUGAUUCAGGCUGAGAGGUUGUUAUUGUCGGCGGCGUUGGAAGACCCUGCAAAUCAAAGAUUUGUUCUUCUCUCGGAUAGCUGUGUUCCUCUGUAUAACUUUUCCUAUGUGUACAAUUAUAUCAUGGUUUCUCCAAAGAGUUUUGUGGACAGUUUUCUAGAUGCGAAAGAGGGUCGCUACACCCCAAAAAUGUCACCAAAGAUACCAAGGGAAAAAUGGCGUAAAGGGUCCCAGUGGGUCACCUUAGUUCGUAACCAUGCAGAAGUGAUUGUUGACGAUGAAGUUAUCUUCUCUGUCUUUAAAAGAUACUGUAAGAGGCGUCCACCAAUUGAUAUCAGAAAGGGAAAGCUGAAUCUUAAACUUCAGAAGCAGCACAACUGUAUUCCAGAUGAGCACUAUGUGCAGACAUUGCUUGCACUGCACGGCCUUGAAGGUGAACUUGAACGCAGAACAGUGACCUAUACUUUGUGGAACCAAUCGGCAACAAAAACAGAUAAUAAAGGCUGGCAUCCUAUUACCUUCAGCUAUGCAAAUGCUGGUCCUCGAAAGAUAAAGGAAAUAAAGGACAUCAGCCAUGUUUAUUACGAGACAGAGUACCGGACAGAAUGGUGUCACAGCAAUUCAACCUCUGUUCCAUGUUUUUUGUUUGCUAGGAAAUUCUCUCGGGGAGCAGCUAUGCGCUUGUUGAGUGAAGGAGUUAUCGACCACUUUGAACUUUCUGCAUUACUAGGCAAUGGCCUUUAAGACAUGAGACUUGUGCUUCUGUCCAAACCACUCUUUAGCCGUAAACUGAUAUCUUACUGACUUACUUAGAGACAUAUACUUCCAAAGUUCCAACAUCAAAUGGAAUCACUUCAUGUUAUACACAGCAUACUCGACACAAAUUUUGAAGGCAAGUUUGUAGCUUUGGUUGAAAUACUAAAGCUGUGUAACAAGCUGAUAGGACCAUUUUAUAUAUAGCUCAGUUAGAGGUUUUGUACAUGAAACCAUAAUUGUAACAGUGAUCAGUCACACAGCGGGAUGCUAUUAGUAAAAAGAUAAGCAUUUGUUAGAAUAUCUGGAAAUUUUAUAUUUUAA
Vicia villosa (hairy vetch) is the source of this 1626-nucleotide messenger RNA. RefSeq names its product glycosyltransferase BC10-like. Bases 160 to 1293 code for a protein of 377 amino acids. Gene Ontology annotation, molecular function: glycosyltransferase activity. Gene Ontology annotation, cellular component: membrane. The record is from RefSeq and is a predicted model, not a curated record. The transcript has 10 exons. Lineage: Eukaryota; Viridiplantae; Streptophyta; Magnoliopsida; Fabales; Fabaceae.